CAUCCAUAUCCCCCCGAGCAAAACCCUAGCUAGCCCCUGUCCAGAGUCCAGAACCCGUCCGCACGCCCGCUCGCCGCCGCCGCCGAUGGCGAAGCCCCGCCGCGGCCGCUCCGGCUCGCGGUCCUCGUCGGGCUCCUCCUCCCGCUCCGCGUCCUCGGGCUCCUCCCGCUCGCGCUCGCGCUCCCGCUCCCUCUCGUCGUCCUCCUCAUCGCCCGCUCGCUCCCGGGGCCGCUCCCCUCCCGCCGCCAAGCGCAGUUCACCUGGAGCAAAGAAAGGUCGAUCACCUUCACCCGCCCUCAAAAAAGGGUCACCAUCAAGGAAAGGCCGCUCAUCAUCUCCCCCACCGAAGAAAGCUUCACCUCCUAGGAAAGCAUCUCCUCCUCCUCAGUCGGUUGUACUACAUGUUGAUCAUCUAUCCCGAAAUGUGAAUGAGGCUCAUUUGAAGGAGAUAUUUGGAAAUUUUGGUGAAGUGGUGAAUGUGGAGCUAUCAAUGGACAAAUUUGUUAAUCUCCCUCGUGGGUAUGGAUACAUCGAGUUCAAGAAGAGGACUGAUGCUGAGAAGGCUCUUCUUUACAUGGAUGGUGGGCAAAUUGAUGGAAAUGUUGUCAAGUUGAAGUUCACACUGCCACCACGCCAAAGGGCUUCUUCACCUUUAAAGCCACCUCCUCCUCCCCCCAAAAGAGAUGCUCCUCCGAAUGAUAAAGUUGCUAUUGGUGCUGAAAAGGAUGCUCAGCAGCGGCCUGGGGGAUCAGCAUCUCCACGAAAGAAGCCAGCUUCUCCGCCGCGAAAGAGGUCUCCUCCAAAUAGAAGGGCUGAGUCACCCCGGCGUCCACCCAAUCCAUCUCCAAGGCGUCGUGCUGAUUCUCCUAUUCGUCGUCGACCAGAUCUUUCCCCUGUUAGGCGUGGUGAUAGAAGACCAGGAUCUCCAAUUAGAAGACGUUCUCCUUCACCUAGAAGGCAUAGGUCACCAAUGCGGAGGGGUCGUGGCAGCUUAUCACCGCGCAGACGCUCCCCGGGGCCUCCUAGGCGCUCACCUGGGCCUCCCAGACGGCGAUCACCACCACCAAGGAGGUUGAGGAGUCCUCCAAGAAGGCCACCACCACCACCUCCGCGUCGUCACAGCCGCUCCCCUCCUCCUCGCCGCCCUCUUCACUCCCGCUCCAGAUCAAUUUCUCCACGCAGGGGCCGGGGACCACCAUUGAGGCGUGGAAGGUCAGAUUCAUCCUAUUCUGCAUCACCCAGUCCUCCAAGAAAGGGACCGAGAAGGGUGUCAAGGAGCCGCAGCCCUAGAAGGCCUCCCAGAGGAAGGAGUGGCUCUAGCGACAGCGGGAGCAGCAGCUCUUCCCCAACCCCAAGGCGCAGGUAGAAAGAAACUCGUGACCCGUGUUGUUCCUGGCAGGUAAAAAACUUUCUCUUCUCUCUCGACUAUCACUAUGGAUUGCGUCUGCAUGUAUCUUGCUGUGAGCUCAAGUCAAGAGGUGAUCGAUCUGAGGCCGGACGAUGAGGUGCUCGACAUGCCUGGCAGAGUCCCUGGCAUUUGUACUCACAAGAGAUAGACUGUAUGACGAUGACUUGUGUUGAUGAUUUGCCUGUACCGGAAGUACUUUUUUAUAAUUCUGCGGUUGUUCGUCAACUAUGAAUCUGGAUAUUAUUCUGUUUUUCACUCCUGAGAAUUAAUUAAUGAGCUGUUUACUGGUUGA
Triticum dicoccoides is the source of this 1700-nucleotide messenger RNA. Its product is annotated as serine/arginine-rich splicing factor SR45-like. The record is from RefSeq and is a predicted model, not a curated record. Lineage: Eukaryota; Viridiplantae; Streptophyta; Magnoliopsida; Poales; Poaceae. Gene Ontology annotation, cellular component: ASAP complex; nucleoplasm; cytoplasm. The transcript has 12 exons. Bases 86 to 1366 code for a protein of 426 amino acids. Gene Ontology annotation, molecular function: RNA binding. Gene Ontology annotation, biological process: mRNA splicing, via spliceosome.